Pelmatolapia mariae (spotted tilapia) is the source of this 1500-nucleotide messenger RNA. RefSeq names its product tetratricopeptide repeat domain 29 (gene ttc29). The transcript is spliced from 11 exons. Gene Ontology annotation, cellular component: sperm flagellum. The record is from RefSeq and is a predicted model, not a curated record. Bases 1 to 1500 code for a protein of 499 amino acids. Gene Ontology annotation, molecular function: protein binding. NCBI's taxonomy places the organism in Eukaryota, Metazoa, Chordata, Actinopteri, Cichliformes, Cichlidae. Gene Ontology annotation, biological process: cilium movement.
AUGAAGCAGACGAAGGAGUCCCUCAGAGCCAGACUGGGCCCGGCUCGACCAGCAGAGAGUCUGACCAGGAAAGAAAUCGCUCUGUUCAGAAGCAGUCCGAAGCAGAGCAUCUGUGUGCGGCUGCUGCAGGAAGGCUUCCACAGGUCGUUCUCUGAGCUCGUCUCUCUGCUGCACUCUGAUCAGGACUGGAGGGCGACGGCUGAACCGGGAUCACUCAGGCUUCGUGCUCCUCCUCUGGUGGAACAAAGACACAAAAUGGAGACCAUUAGCCAGCACCUGAGCUUGGCUGAGGAGGCUGAAAGGACCGGUAUCUGGUCCACCGUCUGCGAGGAGCGUCUCCUUUUGGGUCGGUUCUUCUCAGACCCCGAGGACCUCUGGCUCCGCUUCUACUUCUACCACAGCUGUACUGACAGAGAGAAAGGGAGGUUCUCCAGAGCAGCCACCGAGGCCCAGGCCUGCCUGACUGAGCUCUACCUGGAUCGAGGUGAGCUGGAGGAGGCGAGGCAGCAGGGAGAGCUAUGCCGCGAACAGGCGGAGGACGGCGGCUGGCUGGACUCAGACGGUCGGCCCCUGAAGCUCCGGGCCUGCCGGGAUCUGUGGAAGAUCUACAGAGAGCUGGCGGAGGUGCCGCUGGCCGCCGAGGACCACAAGAAGGCCCUGACGCUGCUGCACGAAGGCAACAGCAGGGCCGUGGAGUGUAGGUGGAACCAGGUUUUUACUUUUACGUCUGUUUCAGCUGAAGACAAACACAUGAAGGGGGAGGCGGCUUUCCAAGUAGGCCUGGCCUAUCAAAGAGCAGGAGACCACAGCACAGCCAAAAAGUUCUUUAACACCAGCAUGGAGAUUUUUCACACCCUAGACGACACAGACAGAGUGGUGAAGGCCUACAAAGCUUUGGCAAAGUCUCUAAAGAGCGAGGGAUACAUCGAGGAGGCGGUCGCGUGUCUGGAGAAGUUAGCCGCCAUGUCUCGUAGCAGCGGACUGCAUCACAGACUGAUCGACGUCCAUCUGUGUCUGGGAAACAUCUACUUCAGCAGGAGUCAGUAUGUGAAAGCUGCUGAGUACUACCUGCAGGGCUACAAGGUGGCCUGCACCACAGAAGAUGUGGCUCGGCUGCAGAGAGCGCAGGUCGGUCUUUUCUUUAAGUCUUUAGCCCUCGGCCGUAAAAGGCUGAUGAGGUAUCCUUGUCACACAGUUUGUGAAUGCAAUACCUCGGGAACAAGGAUGACAUGUUACCUCUUUUAUACACUUAAGAUAAAAAUAGAAGUCCUUCUGCUGCCUGUCCUUCAGCCUGUGAACUUUGAGACCUGUGACUCAGGAAGUAGUCAUGAAGUGUUGGUGGCCUCCGCUCACGCCCACGCCACGAUUGGAAAAUACAGCGCCAACCUUACCUCAACCUCGCCCGCCGCUCUGGAGGCGCUGCUCGCCUGGAAGGUGAAACGAGGACGCGAGGACCUCAGUGUGGAUUCCGAGGACUACUACUCUCCUGCCUGGUUUUAA